AGCAUCGAGUGUGAGGCCCCAUGGCUCUAUAAAAUCCUCUGGAACCGCUGGCAUUGGAUCUCAGAAUCUCAACCACUCCCCUUUCUUCUGAUUUCAAUUCGUCCUACUCUUCCUUUUUAAUCGCCUCUUGUUUUCAGAGAGGAAUUUGGUGUGAAAUAUGGCGAACAGGAAUCUGGAGAAGUUGGCAUCAAUUGAUGCGCAGCUUCGGAUGUUAGUACCAGCCAGAGUGAGCGAGGAUGAUAAAUUAGUGGAGUAUGAUGCGUUGUUACUGGAUCGAUUCCUUGACAUUCUUCAGGAUUUACAUGGGGAGGAUCUGAAGGAAACUGUGCAAGAAUGUUAUGAACUGUCGGCGGAAUACGAAGGGAUGCACGAUCCGAAGAAACUUGAGGAGCUUGGAAAUGUGUUGACUAGUUUAGAUCCAGGGGACUCUAUAGUGAUUGCUAAGUCUUUCUCCCAUAUGCUUAACUUGGCUAACUUGGCUGAGGAGGUUCAGAUUGCUUAUCGUCGAAGGAUUAAACUGAAGAAGGGUGAUUUUGCUGAUGAGAACUCUGCAACCACUGAAUCUGAUAUUGAGGAAACUUUGAAGAAGCUUGUGGGUGAUUUGAAUAAGUCCCCUCAAGAAGUUUUUGAUGCCUUGAAGAACCAAACUGUAGAUUUGGUCUUGACUGCUCAUCCUACUCAAUCAGUUCGUAGAUCUUUGCUUCAGAAGCAUGCAAGGAUAAGGGAUUGUUUAGUCCAAUUGUACGCCAAAGACAUUACUCCUGAUGACAAGCAAGAGCUUGAUGAGGCGCUUCAGAGAGAGAUUCAAGCUGCAUUUCGUACUGAUGAAAUCCGUAGGACUCCUCCUACCCCACAAGAUGAAAUGAGGGCAGGAAUGAGCUACUUCCACGAGACGAUUUGGAAGGGUGUUCCUAAAUUUCUGCGCCGUGUUGAUACUGCUUUGAAGAAUAUUGGAAUUGACGAACGUGUUCCUCAUAAUGCUCCGCUUAUUCAGUUUUCAUCCUGGAUGGGUGGUGACCGUGAUGGUAAUCCUAGGGUGACACCGGAGGUUACGAGGGAUGUCUGUCUUCUUGCUAGAAUGAUGGCUGCUAAUCUGUACUACUCACAGAUUGAGGAUCUCAUGUUUGAGUUGUCUAUGUGGCGAUGCAAUAGCGAGCUUCGUGAACGUGCAGACAUGCUUCAUAAUUCAUCAAGGAGAGAUGCAAAACACUAUAUAGAAUUUUGGAAGCAAGUUCCUGGCAAUGAACCGUACCGGGUGAUUCUUGGCGAUGUGAGGGACAAGCUUUAUCAAACACGUGAACGUUCUCGCCAUUUGUUAGCACAUGGACACUCAGACAUCCCCGAGGAUGCGACUUUUACGAAUGUCGAGCAGUUCUUGGAACCUCUUGAACUAUGCUACCGAUCCCUCUGUGGUUGUGGCGACCGUGCAAUUGCUGAUGGCACCCUUCUUGAUUUUUUGAGGCAAGUGUCCACUUUUGGUCUGUCACUUGUAAGGCUCGACAUCAGGCAAGAGUCGGAUCGUCACACCGAUGUCUUGGAUGCCAUUACUCAGCAUUUGGAACUCGGUUCGUACAAAGAAUGGUCUGAAGAACAGCGACAAGAGUGGCUUUUAUCUGAACUCAGUGGCAAACGUCCUCUUUUUGGUCCUGAUCUUCCUAAAACUGAAGAAAUAUCUGAUGUUUUGAACACAUUCCACGUAAUAGCCGAGCUUCCUUCGGAUAACUUUGGUGCAUAUAUCAUUUCCAUGGCCACCGCUCCAUCCGAUGUUUUGGCAGUCGAGCUCUUGCAACGUGAAUGCCAUGUUAUGCAACCAUUGAGAGUUGUUCCGCUGUUCGAGAAGCUUGCAGAUUUGGAGGCUGCACCAGCAGCCCUUGCUCGCCUCUUCUCGAUAGAUUGGUACAGAAAUCGGAUUAACGGAAAGCAAGAAGUCAUGAUUGGCUACUCGGAUUCUGGCAAAGACGCUGGACGGUUCUCUGCAGCCUGGCAGUUGUAUAAGGCUCAAGAAGAGCUUAUAAAGGUUGCUAAGCAAUAUGGUGUGAAGCUAACUAUGUUUCAUGGUCGUGGUGGCACUGUUGGAAGAGGAGGUGGACCAACUCAUCUUGCUAUUUUGUCCCAACCACCUGAGACGGUUCACGGUUCGCUCCGUGUAACGGUACAGGGUGAAGUUAUUGAGCAAUCCUUUGGAGAGGAGCACUUGUGUUUUAGAACACUCCAACGUUUCACUGCUGCAACGCUUGAGCACGGUAUGCACCCUCCAGUUUCACCAAAACCCGAAUGGCGUGCACUGAUGGAUGAAAUGGCCGUUGUCGCUACAGAGGAAUAUCGUUCAAUUGUCUUCAAAGAACCACGAUUCGUGGAGUAUUUCCGCCUUGCAACACCAGAGCUGGAGUAUGGUAGGAUGAAUAUUGGUAGUCGUCCAUCGAAGCGAAAGCCCAGUGGCGGUAUCGAGUCACUUCGUGCAAUCCCGUGGAUUUUCGCAUGGACGCAGACGAGGUUCCAUCUACCAGUUUGGUUAGGCUUUGGGGCCGCAUUCAAGCAUAUUAUCCAGAAAAACGUUAAGAACCUUCACAUGUUGCAGGAGAUGUACAACGAAUGGCCAUUCUUUAGGGUCACCAUCGAUUUGGUUGAAAUGGUGUUCGCCAAAGGAGACCCUGGCAUCGCAGCUUUGUACGACAAGCUCCUAGUUUCGGAGGACCUCUGGUCGUUUGGAGAGCGGUUGAGAGCCGACUACGAAGAAACGAAGAGCCUUCUACUACAGAUUGCUGGGCACAGAGAUCUUCUUGAAGGGGAUCCUUCCUUGAAGCAAAGACUCCGUCUCCGUGACUCGUACAUCACGACUCUGAACGUGUGCCAAGCAUACACAUUGAAACGAAUCCGUGAUCCGAACUACAACGUGCAAGUUCGUCCACACAUUUCAAAGGAAAUAAUGGAAGGAACCAAACCAGCAGAUGAACUCAUUCAACUAAACCCGAUGAGCGAUUACGCACCGGGGCUAGAGGACACACUCAUCUUGACCAUGAAGGGUAUUGCUGCUGGACUUCAGAACACCGGUUAAACAUGAGCCAUUAUAUAUGUAGUCUAUGCCCAUUGUUGUUUCAUUUACUGGUUUCUAAAUUGGCAUGAAAGAUAAGGCUCAUAAUUUGUGCAUCAGAAGUUAGAUGUUGUUUAAGUUAAUCCAGCUUUUGAUUGAGCGGCUCUUGAGUGUGGCCGGUGGAUUAUGCUGUUAUCUUAAAAAUGUAUACGCAUUGUUGUACCGUAAAUGAGGGUACGGAGAUUUGAACCUCUGAGCUACGCUCUGUUUGGCUCUUUACGAAUGUAUUUGAAAUUUGAAUAAUUGUGUGGGUUGAAAUCAAAAUGGCCAUCAAUUA
This is a messenger RNA of Cucurbita maxima (winter squash), 3368 nucleotides long. Its product is annotated as phosphoenolpyruvate carboxylase, housekeeping isozyme. The transcript has 11 exons. The record is from RefSeq and is a predicted model, not a curated record. Gene Ontology annotation, biological process: tricarboxylic acid cycle; carbon fixation; leaf development. Gene Ontology annotation, molecular function: phosphoenolpyruvate carboxylase activity. Bases 158 to 3055 code for a protein of 965 amino acids. Gene Ontology annotation, cellular component: chloroplast; cytosol; apoplast. NCBI's taxonomy places the organism in Eukaryota, Viridiplantae, Streptophyta, Magnoliopsida, Cucurbitales, Cucurbitaceae.